Vitis vinifera (wine grape) is the source of this 1356-nucleotide messenger RNA. Its product is annotated as plant cysteine oxidase 2. The record is from RefSeq and is a predicted model, not a curated record. The transcript has 6 exons. The coding region runs from base 271 to 1083 and encodes 270 amino acids. NCBI's taxonomy places the organism in Eukaryota, Viridiplantae, Streptophyta, Magnoliopsida, Vitales, Vitaceae. Gene Ontology annotation, molecular function: oxidoreductase activity, acting on single donors with incorporation of molecular oxygen, incorporation of two atoms of oxygen.
UACCAACAAUUUUUACCUCUCCAAAAACCUCCGACCCCCCCGAGCCUAUUUCUACUAUCUUCCUGUACUCCAUUCUCUCUCAUUCCUUCAACAGUGAAGCAAAUCUCUACAUGUUCUUUCUCUCUUUUCUUCCUUUUUAUCUCCUCUACAGCACCAGAAUUAUAUAAGGAACUAAACAAAGGGAAGACACAAGGAACCCAUUGCUUGGUUCUUUGUUCUUUUUUUUGGAGGGGUUUCUGCAGCGUCCAUCUGGGCUUGGUGUACUUUUGUAUGACGAUUGAGCUGGCGAGGCAGAAGAGAAGAAAGGGGUCUAUGAACAGCAGAAGCCGGAAACUAAUGCUGAGUCCAGUUCAGCAUCUGUAUGAGACCUGCAGCGAAGUGUUUGCUGAUGGAAAGGCUGGCUUUGUUCCGCCCCCGAAGGAUAUCGAGCGGCUGAGAUCAGUUCUGGAUAACCUGAAACCGGAGAAUGUCGGCCUGUCAGCAGACAUGCCAUAUUUCAGGGCAACUGGAUCCGACGAAGUUCCUCCUCCAGUGACGUACCUACAUAUCUAUGAAUGUGAUAAAUUCUCGAUUGGGAUCUUCUGCUUGCCGCCAUCUGGUGUUAUUCCCCUUCAUAAUCAUCCAGGCAUGACUGUUUUCAGUAAGCUCCUCUUUGGGUCGAUGCACAUCAAAUCAUAUGAUUGGGUGGCCGAUGUUUCGUACAGCAAGAACCAGAAUACACACCAUGAGGACUUGGCAGCACUCCAGCAUGAACCCCGGUUAGCCAAGGUUCAUGCUGACUCUGAUCUGACUGCACCUUGCAAAACCUCAGUUCUCUAUCCAAAUGCAGGAGGCAAUAUGCACUGCUUCACAGCAUUGACUCCAUGUGCCAUGUUAGAUGUGCUGGGUCCACCCUACUCCGAUGAUGAAGGCCGCCACUGUACAUACUACAAUGAUUUUCCUUAUGCCACAUUUUCAGGAGAUACGGGAUCAUUACAAGCAGAGGAGAUGGAAGGAUGUGGGUGGCUUAAAGAAAUGGAGAAACCCGAGAGCUUUGUCGUGGUUGGAGCAAUGUAUAGAGGCCCACAGUUUGUGGAGAAUUGACUUUACUUGCCUUCCCAGGCACCUUGUAAAUGGCUGCGGUCUUUUCUGUUGUGAUGGAACUUUACCCUCGCAUAGGCUCUAGUGUAGAUGCCCAACUAAAGCGAAAAGUGACAUCCAAAAUAGAUUGUAGGGAGCUUGUCAUCUUUAUGGUUCUUUUACGUAGAUUAUUACCUUGUUCUUUUGUUGCUGGCCCUUGUCGUUAAUAGAAGUUUGCAUAUCAAUCUCUCGUCUUGGUUUGAGAUGGGAGUUUGGUUGUUUAAUUGUUUUUUUCAA